CAUCGUCUCUAUUCCUUCAUCGUUGCUCGAAGUUCGAGUGAGGCAGAGAUUCGAACGAGGCACUCGUCAUCAGUUGUCUAGGGCUUGCUUUUCCUCUUCCAUAUUUCUUCGUUGUUGUUCUACUUCACGUGAAGUAGUGUUCUGAAAGAGUUGAAGCUUUUCCGCCUCCGACGACUAAUCCUGUUGGAUCGGAAGUCGCCACGGGAGCUCGCCGCGAAGAUUUACGGGGGAUUUAGGUAAAUCAUGUCAAACGGGUUUCUAGCGCUCCGUAAAUCCCUAUUCUCGGUAAAUCCCAGAUUUACGGCGUAAAUUGGGAUUUAGUAAAUCCCUCUGUUCGGCCUGCUUCGCCUCAGCCUCUCGACCGCCGCCUCAACGUCUCCUUCUGCGAUUCGUCUUCGUCCGCAGUCGCUGGGAGCAGGGUUUUCUCAUUGCACGGUGGAAAGGUCAUGAUGCGCUUUGAUGUUGCUUCUCACAUGUACAUACUCAUGCCUCUGGUUAUAAUUGUUGCUGGUAUUGGUGUUAUUUCUACUUUGGUUUUCAUAACUCAACAUACUGAAGAUCUCUUGGAGAGUGAUUUUAGCGUUACAAAGAUAAUGUUAACAGACCAUCUUCAAGAGCAAGCUCUUCACCUUUCUGAAGCAAAUUUGUCAAUUCACAAUGUUGCAAGAAUUAUUGGUUCUACUUUUGAUAAGAAUUUGUCUUCGUCUUCUGCUAUUGAGAACGAGGUUGCCUCAUGUUUGUUCAUGGCAUUGAAGAUAAUUCGAUUGGCAUCACAAAUUUCUUUUGUUAGGGCCAACAAAAUUAUCUUCUCUUAUUUACUUGAAAUAGAUCAAACUCGGGUUGUAUUCUUUGAUACUUCAUCCAAGUCGAACAAUUCGACAGUGCAUCAAUGGUAUAGUCAAAAGGUUGAUAAUUAUGCAGGAAAACGAUAUGGUGCUAUACAUGUUGUUACCUCUAUUCAUUGGAAUGACUCAUUAUGGUUUUCUGAUGCAUUGAGAGGCGUGAGCAGGAGUCCAUCAUAUGGAUAUGGAUGGGGAUAUGAUCGAGAUAAAAUGUUCUUCUUUACUGCCCCAGUAGAUAGAUUUACUGUGAUUGCUCUUGGAAUUAAAUUAAAAGAUUUUAUCAAUUAUUUAUUUUCUACCAAGUUUCAUGGUGCGCAUGUUUUUGUGUUGACAAGAGAUGGUUUGUAUUUUUUAGACAGUAAUAAUAAAAACACUCUAAAGGCAAUAAAUGUGAAUCUCAGCUUGCCAAAGAAUGAAAUAGUUGGUGAAUCUUGUGAUGGUAUUAUUAAUGCACUUUUGUUUGCUCCUUCUUCAAGCACAAAACAUUUGAUGUCAAAGAAAGAAAAAUUUAUGUUUAGAUGUGUGCCUAUCCAUCUUGCUGAAAUCAAACUGGUAUGUUAUUCAAUAUUAAACACAGCAUUUGGUUGUGCAAAAUCUUUGUCCUUUGAUAUUCUUAAAGGAUGUUGUUUUUUGUGUCUUAUUUUCUAGAAUUUCUUUGAGUAUGAUCUUUUUCUUCUUGCAGGUUAUAGUAGUUGCAUUUCCAGGGAAGAAUUUUAUGCUUUUAUUGCAAAAAAUGAAAGUUACGGUAGUCUUAUUGUUGUCUUUUUUUAUUCUAAUUGCUAUUAUCGGCAGUUGUAUAUCUUCAAAGCUUUUUAGGAGAUUACAAAGACAGAAGACAUACACACUUGCUAAUCUUAUUAAACAAAAGGAGGCCACUCAACAAGCUGAGAGAAAAAGUAUGAACAAAAGUAUAGCAUUUGCUAGUGCUAGUCAUGAUAUGAGGGCAUCUCUAGCGGGAAUUACUGGAUUACUUAGACUUUGCCAUGAUGAUGUUCCUCCGGAUUCUGAUGUCGCUAGAAACUUAGUACAAAUGGAUCAGUGUGCAUCAAAACUAUUAGGGAUUUUGAAUUCUGUUCUUGAUACAAGUAAGGUCGAAGCAGGAAAGAUGCAACUUGAAGACGUGGAAUUUAAUAUGGCUCAGGCUAUUGAAGAAUCUGUUGAUCUUUUCCAUGUAGUUGCACUUGCUAAAGGGGUUGAGGUAAUAUGGGAUCCAUGUGAUUUCUCUGUUUUGAUGUCUUCAAAUGUCAGAGGUGAUUGUAGACGAUUUAAACAAAUUUUGGAUAACCUCCUUAGCAAUGCUGUAAAGUUUACAUCAGAGGGUCAUGUUAUGGUGAGUGCUUGGGCUAAAAAGGCUCGCUCAAAAAACUCAGAGCUCACUUCAAUCCAACAGAGCCAGUUUUCAAACAUAUCAUCUUCUUUAUCAAAAUGGUUUUGCAAUAUUGGAGGUGUUUAUUCAACAAAGAGACCUCAUAACUCAAUUAUUUCUCGCGGUGAAGGUGACAUGGAGUUUAUUUUUGAAGUAGAUGAUACAGGCACCGGCAUCCCAAAGGAAAAAAGAUCUUCCAUUUUUGAAAAUUAUGUUCAAUUGAAAGACUCGAACUUAGGCUAUGAGGGCACUGGUUUGGGGCUUGGAAUAGUCCAAUCCUAUGUUCGAUUGAUGGAUGGUGAUAUUGGCAUUAAAGAAAAACAACCUGGCGAAAGAGGAAGUUGUUUUAUAUUUAAUAUUUUCUUGAAGUCUAUUGAUGUUUCUUCUAAUAAUACUGAAGAAGAUUUCAACUCUUGCAAAUUUCCAAUACUGAAUAGGUUGCAUUCAUUUUCCUCUAAAACAAGAUCGAAGGUGCAAUCAAGUAUGCUUGCCAUGGCAAUGUCAGAAGGUGUUGUGGAUGGGAUACAAUGCCUACUUGUAAUUAAUAGUGUUGAAACAAGAAGGAUUUUGAAAGAUUGGAUGAGAAGCCUUGGUGUCAUGGUCAGUGUAGCUCAACAACCAGAAAACAUGUUUGUUGUUUUGAAGAAGAUGAUCCAUAAUUACAGUGCCUCUGAAAGCGAUGAUCCCAGUUUACCUUCUAGUGGUGACGAUAAUGAGUGUUCUUGUUCCAAGGAUAAGAAUAACCAAGUUUUGCCCCAUAGCAUAAAAGAUGUCUCAAAGAAAGCAAGCUUUAAAGGUUCCUAUAAGUAUUUGUUAGUUAUUAUUGAUUUGAGUUUUGAGAAUUUCUCUGAAAUGCAUAACUUCAUAUCCUGGCUUCCUAAAAGCACUCAUUUCUUUCAUCAGUAUAAAGUUAUUUGUUUGACUGAUUCAACUGCAUCUUGUUCACAAAUUCCAUGUGAUCUUAUGCUAUAUAAACCCAUUCAUGGUUCACGUUUUUAUAAGAUUCUGGGACUUAUGCAAGAAUUCAGACAAAAAACUGAAGAACUGAAACCAGAGAUUGCAGAAGAGUCCAUUAAAACAAAUGAGUUGGAGAAAAGAAUUUUGUUGAAUUCUGCAUAUACUCAACAAAAUAAUUUUGUGGUGUUUAAGGACGAGAGUGUGAAAGAACCUUUAUGUGGCAUGAAUAUAUUAUUGGUGGAAGAUACACUUAUAUUACGUCAAAUUGCCUUGAAACUGCUUUACCGUUCUGGUGCAAGUGUCAAAUUUGUUGACAAUGGAUUAGAAGCUUUGAAUGUGGUAAAAAAAGCUUUGAAAGAAACUAAUCCUAUUUCUGAAGGAAGAAGCUCAAGGCAUUUACCAUUUGAUUUUAUUUUGAUGGAUUGUCAGAUGCCAACUAUGAAUGGAUUUGAAGCAACAAAAUGCAUACGCGCAGAAGAAAAGAAAUAUGGUAUCCACAUCCCUAUCAUUGCUCUAAGUGCUCAUGCUGCAUCUGAUGAAACAAAGAAAACGCUUCUUUGUGGAAUGGAUUUUCACUUGACAAAGCCAUUGGAGAUCAACAAGUUGCUCGAAGCUAUUAAGUUGAUCUCUCAAAACUAAACUGGAAUUUGGUAAAUUUGUCAUUGCUGAAAAUGAGUUAUAUAAACAGUUUUCCAGGAUUUAACAGGUCCUGAGCCAUAAAACAAAGAACAUUUUAAAUUAUGUUUCCCUAAUGGAGUACAAAGAAGGUUUUGUUGGUUGAUGGUGGCAUUAUUGACAACCAGUUGAAGCUGGCAACAAGGAACUGCAUUACGUGAAUGUGCUUCCCUCAAUUGGUUUAAAUGUCUACAGCAUCCUUCAGCACGACACACUUGUGAUGACAAGAAAUGCAGUUGACAAGAUUGUUACUCGUAUGCACACACCCAUCAAUCGUUGACAGAAAUUUUGAAGCCAUAUGGUUAGAAAACUAGAAUCGAAAAUUCUUUAGAGAUAUUGGUGAGUGACAAGGCACACAUAUAUGUUGCAUGCAAGAUUCUUAUUCAAUAUCUUCUCAAUAACUUUCAAGAUCUUUCUUAACUAAGCUACUUAGCACCAAUAUUUUUUAUUUUAUUUUGGUGUACAAUGUAAUAGAUUGGACUCUAUAUGUGGUACUGAUCUUGAAGAAGAUUUUCUUCUGUUUUUUAAUAUUAUUUUACCUUCAAAUAGUGGCAGACCCCCACUUUAGAAGCAAGAAAAUUUUUUUGUAGCUGAAACUCCUACUCUUGGUGAUAAAUGUUAAAGAAAUGGUGUGUUUCCACUUUCCUCAUUC
Dendrobium catenatum is the source of this 4492-nucleotide messenger RNA. Its product is annotated as probable histidine kinase 2. Gene Ontology annotation, molecular function: phosphorelay sensor kinase activity. Lineage: Eukaryota; Viridiplantae; Streptophyta; Magnoliopsida; Asparagales; Orchidaceae. The record is from RefSeq and is a predicted model, not a curated record. Gene Ontology annotation, cellular component: nucleus. The transcript has 11 exons. Bases 1504 to 3804 code for a protein of 766 amino acids. Gene Ontology annotation, biological process: phosphorylation; phosphorelay signal transduction system.